Oldenlandia corymbosa var. corymbosa is the source of this 1122-nucleotide messenger RNA. NCBI's taxonomy places the organism in Eukaryota, Viridiplantae, Streptophyta, Magnoliopsida, Gentianales, Rubiaceae. The record is from the annotation of a GenBank genome assembly.
AUGAUGUCCAUAAAAGCUAUCAAAGUUGCGGUCAUCGGAUGUGGAAUUUCAGGGGCAGUUUGUGCAUCAACACUGGCCAAAAAUGGAAUAUCAGUCACGGUGUUCGAUUCGGGUCGAGGCCCAGGAGGUAGAAUGUCCCAAAGAAGAGAAAUAGCUGAAGAUGGGAGAGAGCUAUUGUUUGACCACGGUGCCCCUUACUUCACGGUAAGCAAUCAUGAGGUUCUGGGGCUAGUCCAGGAAUGGGAAUCAAGUGGCAUUGUUGCUCCAUGGAAUGAAAAGUUUGGGUCCUUUGAUUUCUCUUCCAAAAAAUUUCUCAACUUGGAGGAAGAGGAAGCACCAACCCAGAAAUAUGUUGGUGUCCCUGGAAUGAAUUCUAUAUGUCAUGCUUUAUCUGCAGAACCUGGCGUGACAAGUAGAUUUGCGCAAAGUGUUGCAAGGGUUGAAUGGUUGGCGUCUGAAGAUUCAUGGUCAUUGACUGGCAUCAAUGGUGAAGAUCUUGGUCAAUUUGAGGGAGUCGUGGCUUGUGAUAGGAACUGCUUUUUUUCCAGAUUUGCAAAUGCAGCUGGAUCACCAACACCUUUUGAUUUGAGCAUGGAACCAGAAUUAGCUUCGCAGCUUAAAGACAUUACCGAUAUUUCAUGCUACACGGUUAUGCUCGCAUUUGAACAGCCCUUGACAUCGAUACCUAUAAAGGGCAUCUCAUUCAAAAAUUCAGAAAUUCUGAGCUCCGCAUACUGCGACAGUAGUAAACCUUGGCGUUCAGAUUCCAGUGAAAUGUGGGUGCUGCAUUCAACAGUCAAGUAUGCUGAAGAUAUAAUUGUUCAAUGCGGCCUGCGGAGGCCUUCCAUUGCAAUGCUUUCAAAAGUUGCAGAAGAACUUCUCCAAGAGCUGCAAAGAACCGGACUUCAUAUCCCUCGACCAUUCUUCCUGAAAGCUCACGGAUGGGGAAGUGCCUUUCCAUCUAAAACCACAGCAGCUCAGGAGAAGUGUCUCUGGAAUGGAAAUAAGAGACAAGCAAUCUGUGGUGACUUCUGUGUCAGCCUAAAUGUUGAGGGUGCAAUACUGAGCGGCUUAGCCGCAGCUUCCAAGUUUACUGAACUCAUCAGUUCUAAUAAUUCUUAA